Molecule: messenger RNA, 411 nt
Organism: Aspergillus niger
Lineage: Eukaryota; Fungi; Ascomycota; Eurotiomycetes; Eurotiales; Aspergillaceae
Exons: 5
Coding region: 1-411 (136 amino acids)
Source: RefSeq, a predicted model, not a curated record
AUGGGAUGGGGAGAAUUGGGAUAUGGAAUAUUUAUUGGAGGGGGGGCGGGAGGGGGACAAAUCUCGCUAGGAACCUACCCAUCUAGGUACUGUGGUAUGGAUGAAUCUCUACGAAAAGUAUAUGGGGGUUACUCGAAGGGUCUAGAUUCCUGUGUUUCGGUGUCGAAAGUAAAUUUGGAGAUUUCGGGAUUUAUCACAAGGAAAGAUCAUGCCAUGAUGAGAAUGCAUAGAGAUUUAAAACCUGUAUGUGUCUUUUACAUCGUUCCAGGUCCUUUGAUUCCGUGGACCCCUUUCACUUUGUUUUUGAUUUCCAAUCCAGGUGUCUUGCUAGUUUGGGCAAGUACAUUUUUGGGUUUUAUGGGUGUCGGCUUGUAUCUAAGUGUUUUAGACAGGGAGGAAUUUGUGUGCUGA